This is a messenger RNA of Emiliania huxleyi CCMP1516, 309 nucleotides long. RefSeq lists its product as hypothetical. Bases 1 to 309 code for a protein of 102 amino acids. The record is from RefSeq and is a predicted model, not a curated record. The transcript is spliced from 3 exons. NCBI's taxonomy places the organism in Eukaryota, Haptophyta, Isochrysidales, Noelaerhabdaceae.
AUGCACCUCGACGCCGCGCGAUUCCUGCUCGCCGUGACGCGCGCCCGCGUGGCGCUGACCGGCGACGUCGGCGCUGCUGAUCCGGUCGCGCUGGUCCACUAUGACCACGAGCGGCUCGAGGCCACCCUCCGCGUCCCCGAGCGGCGCGCUGCCGCCGACGCCACCGCCCACCGCCGCGUGCUGCGGGAGGUGGAGCAGGCCGCCUGCCGCGCCAGGGUGCUAGUGGAGGCGUCUUCGCUCGCCAGCCUCGCAGCGGACAGCAGGGGCUUUCUACGCAGAAUGGCGGUCGUGGCAGAGAGCGAGAGGUGA